ACACACACGCACACACGCACACACACUCAGAGUGGUUCUCAUACACACUGCAGGAGCAGACCUUCCUGUACUGGGGUGGUAACUGGACGUAGAAGUAUUGAGGGGACUGGAGUAAACAGGGUGUACAGCGUCUAAAGAGACUUGAACUAGCUGGGAGCCACAAGUCAUCAUGGUUAUCCUGCUGGUCCUCACACUGAAGGUUGUCCUCCUCUUAGCUGCUGUGUGGAGUGUGUGUUCAGCAGAGUUGAUCACAGUGGAAGGAUAUGAGGGGGGCAAGGCAGAGAUCAGAUGCCCCUAUAGAGAGGAGUGGAGGAGCCACCAGAAGUACCUCUGUAAAGGGGAUUGUCCUGUUUUGAAUAAAAACAAAGUUAUUAAGACUGAGGCAGGGGAAAACAGUGCUUCUAACGGGAGAUACUCGCUGAAGGACAACAGAGAGGAAAGUGUCUUCAUUGUGACAAUCACCAACCUGACGUUAAAUGAUGCUGGGAGAUACUGGUGUGGAGUGGACAAAUGGGGACAAGAUUACUACAUUAAAGUCACCCUUGCAGUCUCUAGAGCGACACCAACAAUAACCAGCACCACAAGAAAACCUGCUACAAAAACAACAGCAUCAAACCCAGGUUCACCAACGCUAUCAUCCUUAGCCACCUCCAUCUCAUCGUCAUCCAUCUCACCACCAUCAUCCAUCUCAUUAUCAUCAUCCAUCUCUCAACUAUCAUCCAUCUCAACACCAUCAUCCAUCUCAUCAUCAACACAAAAUGGAUUUGAUACAACAGUGAUCAUCAUAGUAUCUGGGACUCUGGUCAUGCUGCUAUUGGUGCUUGUGGUCAGGCUGCUCAUAGUCUAUAGAUGGAAAUUCAACAAGGAAACAGCUGUCUCCUCAGCACCCAGGGUGAACACAGACACUCGGAUCAACAUAGAGGGUUGUUAUGGUGAUGGUGACUAUGAGGAAAUAAAGGACUGCCCCCUACAGUCCAGUUCAGGUAGUGAGACCCCCACCAUCUACGCCACUGCCAACUUACCCACAAGCCCCUCUGACUCUCUCAACUAUGCCAGUGUCAACUUCCACAAGGACCCCAGCUGCCCCAAUGAGGCCACUGCCGCCAUCGCUAAAAGGGGCACUUUUUCUGGUGACUAUGCCACUGUCAACAUAAGUCAAAACCCUGCCUACUCUACUGUCAAUCAUCCACACAGCUCCUCUGAGGCUCCUCCCAUCUACUCCACAGUGAGCAAAUCCAGAGACACCUGAGUCACUGACAACCAAUCACAAGGGACAUACACACACUGGCAACCAAUCACAAGAAACAUGUCAUGAACUACGUUUGCCACUAACAGCAUCUAGUACAUUGAGCUCUGUUUUUAGCUGACAGCUGCAUAAUGUGCUUCAUGUCCCCACAAUGUGUUUCCCUGACUUCUCUCUUCCAUCAGAUGUGUUUCCCUGACUUCUCUCUUCCAUCAGAUGUGUUUCCCUGACUUCUCUCUUCCAUCAGAUGUGUUUCCCUGACUUCUCUCUUCCAUCAGAUGUUUCCCUGACUUCUCUCUUCCAUCAGAUGUGUUUCCCUGACUUCUCUCUUCCAUCAGAUGUGUUUCCCUGACUUCUCUCUUCCAUCAGAUGUGUUUCCCUGACUUCUCUCUUCCAUCAGAUGUGUUUCCCUGACUUCUCUCUUCCAUCAGAUGUGCUUCCCUGAUGUCUCUCUUCAACUUGUCUUCAUGUCAUUUAAUUGCAUGGUCAUAUCUGCAGAUAAAUAUUGUCUCACUAUUUGGCAAGCACUUAAAAAGGUAUCACACCUUUUGACCAAGGCAUUAUAACUGUCUAUUAACUGUUUUUUUUUUACACAUUUGUAAAUGAUUAAAUAAGCAUUAAUGAUGUCAUGAUAAACUCCUGAUAAAGGGUGCCUUUUAGCUUAGCCUUUAACCAGUGAUUGUUUUAGACGUCCUCUGUGUUUUAUGUUCUUUAAUUUAUCCUUUUUACUGCUUCCUGUUUGCUUCUACUUUUUCAUUUGAUUGUUUUAUUGUGAAUUGUGUUGCGAUUGUAAAUGCAAUUUAAAUUAAAGGGGAAGUGCAGUUAAAAACUUGACUUCCCUGUUUUUUUAUGAUAGGUGGAAAUAACACUAGGAAAUUGUGAAAUUUAUGAUAAUUACCUUUCUGUGUGAGAGCUGUUUUAAAAGAAUGCCUGGAAUUUCAGCAUGUUCAUGAAGCCACAAUCUGAUCUGAUUGUAAGGGACCAAUGACGGGUCAUCUAGGUAAGUGGGUGGGCCCUAGGCCAUCCUAUCAGCCAAUCAGGGCUGUGUUUGUUUCCUAACACCCACACGAUCAAUGGCCAAAAGAGGCUCAGGGAAAUACAUUAUAAAAAAAUAUACAUUUGACUUAUUUUGAUCAAAUAAACACACACAGUAACUAUAUAAAAAUGACAUUGAAAUAACUGCAUGGGGCCUUAAGUUUGAUUUGAUAUUUUCACAUACAGUAUGUUACAGUUGAUACAAAACAGAGCAGCACAUAUUGCACUUAGAUGUACACAGAGGGCAAAUGUCAACUACAUGCAUGUCAGUCUCUCCGGACUCAAAGUUGAGGAAACAUUGACUGCAUCACUAUUGGUCUUUGUGCGAGAUGUUGAUGUUGAAGCUACCGAACUGUCUGUUUAGGCAGUUGGUUCACAGUUCGGACACUCAUUGGUACCAGACAAGACAACCAGAGGUCUCUUCACAGUCCCCAGGGCCAGAACAGAGGCUGGGAAACACAGUAUUAAAUAGAGCCAUGACUACAUGGAACUCUCUGCCACCCCAGGUAACUCAAGCUAACAGAUAAAAGACCACCUUAUUGCAGGAUGGAGACUGUGAAGAGACACAGACAUGUUUAUGCAUGUUGUAUUGUUUUCUACAUUGUAUUAUGUGUUGUAUUAUGUAUGUGAUACGUGGUUAGGAUAUGACUUUGAUAUGUGGUUGUCUCGUCUUAAGAUGAAUCCACUGGCUGUGGGUCGCUGUGGAUGGGAGUGUCUGCUGAAUGGCUCAAUUGCAAUGUAAAUGUAGUGCUGUAUAUUUCUGUAUAUUAUGUACUUUAUUUGUUAUUUUGUUUAAUGUUUGGUCCCCAUUGUGAUUUUUUCAGUACAUGUGCAAAUUAUUUAUUUCAGAAGGAGCCAGCAAAACUAGUGCACUCCUUGUGCUCUAGGUCAUUGGACACCAUUAGACAUGCACCUGGUUAUUCUUGUAACUGUUAUAGCCAACUAUGGUUACACCUCUUGGGUCUUUUCCAGAACAGGGGUUCCCCUUUCAGUGGAGUCAGCAGGAUGUCAUGUAUUGGUUAAUCCUGUAGAGUGCCAAGGUCUGUUGCUAUGGUCCUACAUGCAUGAAACUAUUUUUGUGACUCUACAGGUUGCAUGUCCUAAUAUGAAGGCAAUAUGAUAAUGGUGGCUAAAUGCCAGAGGUGAUAAGCCAUUAAGAGGAGUUACUAUGAGAAUGAUGUAAGAAGGACAAAUGUAUAAGUAUUCUGUGCCAAGGCUGGAAGGCAGUUGUUUUCAUGAUUCCAGCUCGGCUUUUAUUAUGAAGUAAUAAAAAGUCUAUUUCAACUCA
This is a messenger RNA of Oncorhynchus nerka (sockeye salmon), 3566 nucleotides long. Its product is annotated as CMRF35-like molecule 9. The transcript has 6 exons. Gene Ontology annotation, cellular component: plasma membrane. The coding region runs from base 170 to 1249 and encodes 359 amino acids. Gene Ontology annotation, molecular function: transmembrane signaling receptor activity. Lineage: Eukaryota; Metazoa; Chordata; Actinopteri; Salmoniformes; Salmonidae. The record is from RefSeq and is a predicted model, not a curated record.